CUCCGCCUCACCCGACAUACCCACUCCUCCCAGAACCUUUUCGAGGCAGAAUGACCGACUACAAGCAGGCCGCGGAGCUAAAGGCCACCCCUGUCGACCUAGAUGAAUUCCCGGCAGGGUACUACUGCAGUAAGAAUUUUAUCGGCUCGCUUAUAGCCGUGUGCUUGAUGGCCAUCAGUCUGUACCUGGGUUAUGUCUUGCCGGUGAACAGCUUGAGUGCGAUCAAUGCCGACUUGGGGCCGGACCCUAGCUAUACCUUGAUCUCGACCGUCUUCACGCUGAUUUCCGGGGUCGGCCUCCUGCUGGUGGGUCGCUUGGGAGACCUGUUUGGGCGCCGGUAUAUCCUCAUUGGAGGCCAAGUGCUCGGUCUCAUCGGUGCCAUUGUCUGUGCGACAGCCAAGACUGUUCCCACGGUCAUCGGGGGCAGUGUGCUCUGUGGCCUGGCUGCUGCCGUGCAGUUAACCUUCAGCUUUGUGAUCGCUGAGCUGGUCCCUAAUCAGGCGCGUCCGGCUGUGAACGCCUGUAUCUUCAUCACCACCCUGCCUUUCUCCGCGUUCGGAGCCGUGAUCGCCGACCUGUUCAUCGCUAACACGGCUCGAUCCUGGCGCUGGACCUACUAUCUGAACAUCAUCACCUGCGGCCUGUCCGUCAUUCUGCUGGCACUGUUCUACUUCCCUCCCGGAUGGGAUGCCAAACGCGGAAACGAGAGUCGCAUCGCCGGUCUCAAGAAGUUCGACUACUUCGGCUUUAUUUUGUAUGCCAGCGGACUGAUUCUGGUGCUGCUCGGUCUCUCAUGGGGCGGCUCUUCGUAUGCCUGGCACUCGGCACACGUCGUCGCCGUCCUGGUCAUCGGAUUCGUCUGCUUGGUCGCCUUUGCCCUCUAUGAAACCUUCGUCCCCCUUGAACAGCCGCUUCUGCCCAUGUCUCUACUCCGAAACCGCGGGUACGCCGGAGCGGUGUGCUCGGCUCUGGUUGGCAACAUGGUCUACUUUUCCAUGAGUCUACUAUGGCCGACUGCCAUCUCCGCCCUGUUCACCACCAACACCGUCAAGGCCGGCUGGCUCUCGAUCUCCACCGGUGCCGGUGUCCUGGUCGGGGAAGUCGCCGCCGGUCUACUGAUGAAGCCCAUCGGCUACACCAAGUACCAACUCAUCGUCACGACCAUCAUGAUCACCGCAUUCUCAGGCGCCCUGGCCGCCGUCAACCAACACCGCCAGUCCUAUGGCAUUGCUUUCACCGCCAUCGGCGGCUUCUGGGUCGGCUACCUCGAACUCAUCACCAUCAUCAUGUGUCCCCUCUACUGCAAACCCGAAGACAUCGGUCUCGCCAGCGGAUUCCUCGGCUCCGCCAAACAAGUCGCCGGUACCAUUGCCACGGCAAUCUACAUCGCCAUCCUCGACGCCCGCAUCGCCACCACCCUCCCCAAUACCAUCUCCACCGCAGCCACGAACGCCGGCCUGCCCUCCACCUCCCUAACCGAUCUCCUCGACGCCGUCUCCGUCGGCACCACCACCGCCUACGACGCCGUUCCCGGCAUGACUACCACUAUUCUCGCGGCGGUCGCGGAAGCAGUUAAGACGGCGUACUCGCUGUCCUUUCGGACGGUUUUUCUGGCCAGUAUUGCGUUUGGGGGGUUGUCGGUGGUCACGGCGUUGUUUUCGGCGCCGGUGGAUGAGUGUUUUACGGGGGAUGUGGCGGCGAGGUUGGUGGGGAAUGGGGGGAGGGAGGAGAGGGUGGAAGGUGGGGAGAAGGGGGGUGGGGAGGGGGUUUGA
This is a messenger RNA of Aspergillus ibericus CBS 121593, 1772 nucleotides long. Its product is annotated as trichothecene efflux pump. The transcript is spliced from 10 exons. NCBI's taxonomy places the organism in Eukaryota, Fungi, Ascomycota, Eurotiomycetes, Eurotiales, Aspergillaceae. Gene Ontology annotation, biological process: transmembrane transport. The record is from RefSeq and is a predicted model, not a curated record. Gene Ontology annotation, molecular function: transmembrane transporter activity. The coding region runs from base 51 to 1772 and encodes 573 amino acids.